Molecule: messenger RNA, 6139 nt
Organism: Amoebophrya sp. A25
Lineage: Eukaryota; Dinophyceae; Syndiniales; Amoebophryaceae
Source: the annotation of a GenBank genome assembly
AGAGUUCUGUCGCGAGCGGUGAGAAUCCACUAUCGAUGAUCAGCGAGAUCAUGAAGAUCAACAUCACGGUCAGCUCCCUGGUGACCAUUCUUCUAGUUCUUGUUCGAUAGCGAUCGAUACAAGCGAUAAUGUUUCCUGAGUUCUUCAUUACCGCUAUCUCUGUAUGAGGCUGAAAUCGGUUUCCUGACUGAGUGACGAGAUAGACCGUAUUGAUGUGUACUGUCAGUGUUUACGAGUUUAACCAUCUUCGUCGUCUGUACGUACAUAUGCUUCGUCUAUUCGUUCAACGAGAACCUAAAUGAUCAUAUCAUCUCCAAACCCCUUCGCAGUUUAAGUGUUUGCUUGAUCUGAAUUUAUAAAUUCAAUUUUUUCAUCCUUCUUCCCGAAGAGCAUUGCUUAAUAAAGUACGCAAAGGAGAAAUCUUUUCGCGCAAAUAUCUUCAAGACAAUUAUUGGACGCUAAGAGUUAAAAAAGCAAGUCUUGUAACUAAAAAGGUAAACGAAGAAGUUCGUAAUCACAGAUUGGCAUUUCCACUUUGGUUGUAGUUGUGCGCAAAACAACAAUAAUUCAGCCUCAAUCGAGUAGAAGAGAAGUUGGUAUAGGUAUUCGUAGAAACAAGAAUCAUCAAAAAUCAAUCAAAAAUAAUAGACAAGUAGUUCGACUUCCGAAUAUCAAAAGAAUAAUAGAUAAAGAUCAUUUUCAACAACUAGUUUGUGAUUGUGUUUGUCCUUGUUUGCGGUCACAAAAAUGGUGCGUGCAAACUUGAUGAAAAAGGGUACGGCCACCGGCGCCGCUUUGAAGCCCUUCGAAGCGAUUGCUCAGGACUUCAAGAAAGCCCUGACGAUCUGGAAAAAAUGCCAGAAGCAGCGCGCUAAGCUCAACGAUAAUCCCAACAACCAGAUGGCGAAGAACUUGCUGGCAAACGAGCACGUUGGUUUGUGGAAUCUCCUCGCAGUUUUGGACGAUCUCGUUGUCAACUACAACAUGAAGAGAGACCCUGAGGUACAACUCUUGCUUAAGUUCUUUCUUCACUUGAUGAAUAUCUAGUUUUCAGCCUUUCUAUUUGAUCCUGCUGUUCCUUCUUGGGUAUUCGUUGUUCGUAUUAGAUGAAAAAGUUGCAAAUUUUCAUUUUGCUCCUUGCUUGAAUGGCCGAGUAAGCUGAUAUGGUAUUGGCUAGGAGGCGGAGCAGGAUGGAAAUGGAUGGCUAUACUAUGCAGGUGAGAGGAUUUGUAGCUAAGACUUGUAGGUAGUAGAGAUCUUUUACUACUUGUCAUAAACAUUCUUUCAUCAGGUUGAGGCAAACGCCGCCGCCUACAGUGAGAUGAUGCGUUCCAUGAUUGCUGAGAAGGACGACGAAGUCGUGCAGAACUGUAUCCUGGAGGCUGAGGCCCCGAUUCCAAAGCAGCAGAUUGCGUACAACAUCAUGAAGUACUUGGACUUGCUGAAGGAGAAGAAGACCAUGCAGCGACAGAUGACAGCGCUGGACGCCAUUGCCGCCAUCGAGGAUGAUCAUACCGACACGCACGCGGCCGCGAAGCAGGUCGAAUCGAUUGACGUUGAGGCCGAGAAGGAAGAGGCCGUCGCCGUUCCGCUUGACCACGAAACCAACGCCGCCAACGUGAAUGCCGCCACUAAUCAGUCGGACCGCACGUCGCAAGUCACCCAGCGUCUCUCCAUGGCGAUGCCGACCCACGACGGUCUUGGCGCUGCCUGGGAAGAUAGCGCGCAGCCGAUGGCCGAUCACGAAGACAAACCGACUCAGCGCGUCAUCUGGCAGGACUGUACUUUACUAGUGCUACUAGGUUCUACUUGAUGUUGCUCUAAUACUUUUUGGUAGUUGUACUUCUAGAGCAAGUUGUAGUAUUCUAUUUUCUGUAUGACUAGGUUAAUCUUGUUAUCAAUCACAAAAGUAAGACAUUUCAGACAUGGUCAUUAUAUGUACUAGCUUCUCAUUUUAUCUCCCGUCGUGCUCAUCAGGCAUCGUCAUCGAGCAUCCGAAACUGGAUAAGCUUGAGAAAGAGAUGUCUGAGAUGCUCCAGGCUAACCUGCGUACGUUGAUGGAAGCCAAGCAGGUGAAGGUUGUCUCCACCCGCGGAUUGACCUUGGUCGAAGUCGCGGACGCCGUUGAGAAAGUGACGCCGUUGAAUCUCCGUGAUCACCUUUUGACUUGCGUUCCGGAGGGAACCAUUCCCGUGCCGUUCACCAUGCGUGAUUGCUUCCGUCCGCGAUUCUAUGCCAAGAUGCCGCGUGAGCUCACUCUGGCCGAACUGGACGCUUACAAGGCCGCCAUGAUGACCGCUAUGGACGGAAUCGACGCCACCGUCGAUAUUACCGGUGACAUCCUCGCGAUCACGGUACUUCUGUUUGAUUCUAGAGCAGCAAUGAACAAGUACAUGAGCAAGUCUUCCGAUUUGAUGUCCAAGCCACAUGCAUUUCUAGUUCUGUGGUCGUAACUGCUCCGAGUACUUAAUAAGGAUCGAAUGACUUCGAUUUCCAUCAUGAUGAAGAUCAUACAGUUGAUUAUUUUUUUCGGUAGUUUCACCUGCAAACGUUCUCACUCUCAGGUGUACGAACCUCGUAACCCGGAUAUUAAGGAAGUGGCGAAGGCACUGCCUGCCGAUGCUAAGCCGACCACUGUGAGCUCCGGCCAUGCCGUUGAGCGAUAUUCCUGCACUGUUUCCGCUGCCCCGGCUCGUCACGCUCAGGAGUUGAUGUUGAUGCGCAACAAGGUUAAGCAAGAGAUGUCCUGCAAGGACUGCCGCGUCCUGCCGCGCGAGUCCCGCCUCCACGUCGAAAUUAUCGGCGCUUACUUGGCCACGCCGACUCUGGAUGAAAUCAAGAAGGUUAUGGAGACGAUUACACCGGUCGAAAAAGUCGUCCACUCGGAAUGUAUCCACGACUAUGAUUUUUACAACUUGAAGUUCUUCGUAUUUGAAGAUUCAAAAGAUCAAUUUCAAUUUGAAUUAUGAAGGUUAUUUAUGCAACAGCAAAGUAGACAUAAUUUUCAUGUUGAUGGCCUACUACACCGGCAGGAGUUCCUUAGUUGUAAGGACAAGAAUAAUUCCAGUAUUUUGAUGAUAUCUAAUCAUCUCGGAUCUCAUCAAAAAACUAGAAUGAAUACAAAUCUUCAAUCAGAAUCAAAUCAAAAUGCUCGUCAGGUGUGCUGUUCCAGCAGGGCGUUGCGGGUGACGAGGCCGCACAGCCUCUGACUUCCGCUGAGAUUGCGUCUGUCCAGAAGUACUGCACGGAGAACCAGGGUCCACAGCGCGUGAUGUCUGUGAAGGAUUCUGAGGGCUGGACCCAGGUGGACAUUAUGUACCCGGACUUCGACCCGCAGUCUAUGACCAUGAUCAAGGACAAGGCCACCAACGGCAUCAUCGCAGGCGCCAUGAAGGCGUUGGGCAAGACUAUGGGAGACAGCUACUCCACCUUCUCGCUGUUGGAGGAUGCUCCGCGUCGUCAGACGCGCGUGAGCCGAGCCACGCAGUUGAAGUUUCAGCCGAACAGCCGUGUGUCCGGCGAUGACAAUCCUCCGCUGCCGCGCCAAACAGCCGGCGACGGCGUGCAGAACUUCGACAAGCUGAUCGAGGAUGAGCACAACCUGCAGGGCCGUAUCUCCAUCGCUUUGCCGGUCUACGGCUACGACGUCGAGAAGCUCGGUUACAACGCGAAGGUGGAUGGCCAGAAUCUCUUCGUUAAGGACGUGGACAGGAUGGACGGUUGCACCGCCAUCGGCUCUCGCUACGCCAUGGACAACGGCGGCUACUACGCUGAGAUCAAGGUCUGUAAGACUGGCCCUCCGCUGGACGCCAGCGGUUCGCCAGCUACCGGAUUCGUGGGACUCGGCUUCACCACCCAGCCGGCGGAAGCGUUCAACGAGCAGCUCCCGGGAAAGCUCUGCGAGAUGCCAAACACCUGGUUGGUCAGUGGACCUUACGAAAAGGAGGACCACAUGAGUCUCUUCUGCAACGGCAAGCUGAAUCUCCGCUUCGUGUACGCACACGCUCGUGACCGCUCCGAACAGACCAUGAACUACCAGGUCGGAGACUCCAUCGGUCUCUGGAUCCGUCGCCGUGAUGGAAAGGUGCUACAAGACUCUGGUAGUCGUAGAUGAGUUUCUAAGAUGAAGUACAGCUGAGAUAUCAAAUUUCGGUCAAAGACCUCGCAGUGUUGAUAAUGAUAUUCUCCAAACGAGCAAAUUUGAUAACUGUAAAUCCAUACUUCCCGCCAUCCCCUUCCCAUAUCACAGGCAAAGCAGUGGUUGCUGUCUGUUUUCAUCAACAAGAACAGAAUCUUCACUUGCAACUGCAACAUUCCGGACGGCAUCGAGCACUUCCGUAUCAUCUCCGAAUGCGGUGGCCGUGUUGAAGGCGUCAAGCUGCUCACCAACGCACACCCACCGGCACGUCUGGCGCUCAACUACUGGUAAUAUAUAAUCCUAUGUAUUUUGUUAUUGUUGUAAUGCUCCUUCUGGCUCUGUCCCUCACUAACAUUUGUUGAUGUAAAUGUAAUGCGUGUUCUCUACCUGUCCAUCAUCAUGAUAAAGUAGAGAUGAAAUGUUUUUUCGGGAAUUGAGUUGUUGUUGACGUCAAGGUCAACAUCCAAAUUCAAGACGAAAAAGUUGUUGAAAAAGCCGUGAUAGAUGCGAAUUCAAAACGUCAGGUACAACCCUCUGAAGCAGGGUGCGCAGCGCAUUAUCGAGAACAUCCUGUUCGUAGACGAGAGCUGCGCCAAGAAGCAUCCGCUGAAGGUCGACUGGACCAUGUCCAUGUCUCCUUGUAACAUUUCGCAUACAGAAACUAAGAAGUGCAAGAUUCUCACCUGGGGUAACGAAACGAUUGCCACCCCGCUUACUCGCUUGCCGGAUCUCGACAAGUCUCUCGCUUUGAAGUGCAGCAAGAUGAUCUUGGUCUUGAUGGCUAACCGCGUCUUGGAAGCGAACAAGGAGCCCAACAGCGACGAACGCGCUAAGAUUGCCUACACCUUGUUCUGGUACUUCAAGCACCGGCAGUGCCUCCGCGAUGAGAUCCUCCUCUUCGUUAUCAAGCAGCUCACGGAGAACCCGGCGCGCAAGUCCACGCUUUUCGGCUACGUCCUGCUGCAAAUCUUGAUGGAGGGCGCCAUCGAGGCAAACUACCACUUGCCGAUCCUGCUGGACGACUUCUUGCAGAACCAGAAGAGCAGCGACGCCAAGAUCAACAAAGAGAUCCAGAAAACACGCGAACUCUUCGCCGAUGUGCACGACAAGUUCACUCAGCAAUACGUCUCGGAAGAUGUCGAUGACGAGUAAGAGGAUAAUUAAGAUUAUGAUUAAGUUGUAGGAGUAAGAGUAUGAGUAAGUACUUUUAUUUAGAUCAUGGACGAGAUGGACAUAAACAUUCCGGAAGUUGUCAUAUGCAUGUUACUGGAUUUUCUAGAAUGUAGAUGACUAAAGACUGCCGUGGAGACAAUGAAUGUUCAAAUUCAAGAGGCGAAAGAAAGUGCUUAAUCACAGAGACAGCGUGAAAAAUUUUAUUCGACCUACGUAGCAGAAGCAGAACUAUGAAACAGAGGGAGUACCUACGACAAAUAUAGAGAUAAAUGGCUGCAGUUAAGAAUAUAGAAAGUAAAAUGAACGAUUGGGACAAGUAUGUAUGGGUUACGUAAGUACUUGAUAAAAAAUACCGACAAAAAAGGCAAAAAAUAAGGGAAGCAUUUUUCCGAGAAUUGAAAAAUUCGAAGCUCCUCGUGAAAUCAAAGAAAAAUGUAGAAUCAUCAAAACAUCGCAUAUCGUCAUCUUUCUUAAUGACUAAACGCACAUGGACUUACCGCACCUACUGAUUCUCUUGUACCAGCACUCCUGUUGGGUAAGUACGUAUUCUGAAGCAAGUUUUCAUACUGGUACUGCAUCUUUGUACUCUUACUUCACCUAGUUCAAGAUUGAUAUCUUUGUGUGUGUAUCCAAAUCCAUGAAAAUUGUAUUUGCGACAAAAACCUUCAAAACAAUUGAUUAGCAAACAUCAGAGUAUAAUUCCGUAAAGACAACGCAAAACAAAAACAAUACUAAUUUCGGAUUUAAAGGCAUUAAGCAUGAAGUACCAGUAAGAUUAGCACAGUAGGUAAGAAGCAGUACCUAUGUCCAUGAUAGCAGAAGGGGUGU